This is a messenger RNA of Glycine soja, 1993 nucleotides long. RefSeq lists its product as uncharacterized. The transcript is spliced from 4 exons. The record is from RefSeq and is a predicted model, not a curated record. The coding region runs from base 176 to 1516 and encodes 446 amino acids. Lineage: Eukaryota; Viridiplantae; Streptophyta; Magnoliopsida; Fabales; Fabaceae.
ACUCUCCCAAAGUACACUCCUCCACACACACACUCACAAGUCACACCGCCGUAUAGUUCAGACCGAACCGCACUCUUUAUCUCUUUCUCCGCCGCAAACUAUCCUUCUCCGGCGGCGCCACCGUACAACCCUCGAUUUAAGCAAAGGAGCAACAGAAGGAGGUGCUUGGUUGCAAAUGGCGGCCACCGCAAGCAACAACGACGUCGCCGCCGCCGCCGACGGCCCCGUGAUGAGCCUAAUCAACAAGCGCCUCCGCGCCCUCCGCAAGAAGCUGAACCGCAUCCUCGCCAUGGAAGAGGCCGUCACCCAGGGCAAGCCUCUGAACAAGGAGCAGGAAGAGGUUCUCCGCUCCAAACCCUCCGUCCUUGCUCUCAUCGACGAGCUCGAGAAGCUCCGCCAGCCUCUCGCCACCGCCCUCUCCGAAGAGCUCCAAAACAACGGCACCUCCUCUCAAAACUCUCGCGAGACCGAGACCGAGACCGAAAACGAAACCCUAGCUGAGAGCUCCGGUUCGGUUGAGCCGAACACGAACUCGACCACGAACGACGUCGUUGUGGAGGACCUGCUUAAUUUGCUCUACUUUGGUUCGCUCUUUGACGUGAAGAGUGACUUUGCGUCCACGAUGCUUACCAGGACGCACGAACGCGGCUGCUGCUUGACCUACGACUACGUCACCGACGACGCCACCGAUCUGCUCGGCGAGAAGGACUUGGAUUCGAUCUCCGCCCUGCGCGGGCUGCUCGUUUCGCGGCCCGCGGAUUCAAGCUUCUCCCACAAGAACGCGCUACAGCGCUGCCUGGAACACGCCAGGCUGUGGCUUACCAAGUCGGAGCAGCCCAUUGAACCUGAUACUGAUGUUACUUAUGCUGCAUUGAGGGAGAAGUUGAACAAGAUUAUGUCUUCGGAGUACUUUAUUACCACUCCUGAGAUGAAGGCUCCGGUUGAAGUUGCUGCGGCUGCUGCUGGGGGUAAUUACGUGUCUUUCCAUGUGCCGGUGCAUGGGUCUGUGGUUCCAGUUGAAGUUGAGCAACCCGUUUUUCAGUCUCAGGAGAAGGAUGAAGGAACUGCAAAUUUUCAAGGACAUGGAUCUGAAGAAGAUCUGUCUGAUCAUGAGGGAGAGCUUCAGAAGGAUGAAGUAGAAGCAGAAAAUGCAGGUGAAGUGGUGUCAGCUCAACAUGAACAGGCGAACCAACAAGCAGAUGUAGAGUAUAAUGAGCGAGAUGUAGAGGCAAAGGACCAGCAGUCAUACCCCAGGAGGGGUUAUCAGAACCAUAGAGGUGGUCGUGGUGGAGGUGGUCGCAGGGGUUACUCAAAUGGUCGUGGAGGUCGAAGUGGUGGCAGAGGAGGCUACCAAAACGGGCGCAAUCAAUACUACGAUCAGCCUGGAAAUUAUUAUCCAAGGAACAACUAUUAUAACAACAGAGGAAGGGGCGGCAGAGGUGGUGGCUAUUACAACAACCAUGGUGCAGGCGGUCAAGUUAAUCAUGUCGCAGGUGAUGUGGGGGUGCAAUCAUGAUAAGUUAUGAGUUGUUUAUAGUGGUUAUUACUGUCACUAGUUGGUGGUGAACCAUUUUUUAUCCUCCUGGCAUGAAAACAUGUUUUGAACAAUUUUGUUUGACACUUGAAUGUUCAAACGUCUAGACUCCACUAUUUUGUAGUCCAGUGGCUAGUGUGGGCCUUUGUCCGAAAUCUCACUCUGGAGAUUGGAAUGUUGCCCUUGUUUUCGCUUUCUGCGAUAGCCGCCGACUAGUUGGCACUUGUGUCGCCCCUUGUUUAGGUAGGUAGAUAUUUUCGUAAGGCACAAAAUUGCAAAAGCAGUAUCUCGUUAGAAAAAAAUUGCAAUUGCAAUUGCAUUCUCUGGGUGGUUUUUAUUUCUCAUCGAGCCAUAACUUUUCACUGCAGUAUGGGCACAUGACAUCUUCGACUCUUCGUGUCUACUUGCCGUGGAUUUUGCUAGUGUGUGGCGUAGAAUCAAUUGAUACUUUUUACUUAA